Molecule: messenger RNA, 2588 nt
Organism: Trichechus manatus latirostris (Florida manatee)
Lineage: Eukaryota; Metazoa; Chordata; Mammalia; Sirenia; Trichechidae
Gene: ZFP64
Product: ZFP64 zinc finger protein
Exons: 9
Coding region: 309-2246 (645 amino acids)
Biological process (GO): positive regulation of transcription by RNA polymerase II
Cellular component (GO): nucleus
Source: RefSeq, a predicted model, not a curated record
CGCCCCUCGCCGCCCGGGGUCCCCGAAGCUUCCGGGGCGCGUGCUCACCAUCAGGUCCCCGGGGCCUUGUGCCCGGCCUCGGGUCUCCCCGCGCUCCCAGGGGAGCACCGCUGCAAGCUAGCUGGGCGGCGCGGCCAGCGCCCUCUAGGCAGCGGAAGUGGCGCCGGCUUUACAUCCGUCCUCCCAGCCUCGCGGAGCUGGGAGAAGGCCGCCGGGGGGGUGGAAAAAUAAAAGGAAAAGUCCUCGCAUCAUGUAACUCCGCGCCCCGCAUCGGCGUCCCGGCCGUCCCGGGCUCCCCAUCUGCGGCCAUGAACGCGAGCAGCGAGGCCGAGGGGUUCCCGGGCUCCGUGCAAAUUCCAGGUGGCACAACGGUGCUGGUUGAGCUGACUCCUGACAUCCACAUCUGUGGCAUCUGCAAGCAACAGUUUAACAACCUGGAUGCCUUUGUAGCUCACAAGCAAAGUGGCUGCCAGCUGACCGGCACGCCCGGGGCGACCCCCAGCACAGUCCAGUUUGUAUCAGAGGAAACAGUGCCUGCCACCCAGACGCAGACCACCACCAGAACCAUCACUUCGGAAACCCAGACCAUCACAGUUGCAGCUCCAGAAUUUGUUUUUGAACAUGGCUAUCAAACUUAUCUGCCCACGGAAAGCAAUGAAAACCAGACAGCCACUGUCAUCUCUCUCCCUGCCAAGUCACGCACCAGAAAGCCCACAGCCCCACCUGCUCAGAAAAGGCUUAACUGUUGCUAUCCAGGUUGCCAAUUCAAGACUGCCUAUGGCAUGAAGGACAUGGAGCGGCAUUUAAAAAUUCACACAGGAGACAAACCCCAUAAGUGUGACGUCUGUGGCAAGUGCUUCAGCCGGAAGGAUAAACUGAAGACCCACAUGCGGUGCCACACGGGCGUCAAGCCCUACAAGUGCAAGACAUGUGACUACGCCGCAGCCGACAGCAGCAGCCUGAACAAGCACCUGCGGAUACACUCUGACGAGCGGCCCUUCAAGUGCCAGAUCUGCCCCUACGCCAGCCGCAACUCCAGCCAGCUCACCGUCCACCUCCGAUCCCACACGGCUGCAGAACUGGAUAACGAUGUUCCAAAGCCACCCUGCCUCUCCGCUGAAAGCAGUGACACCCAGAAGGCCCCUGCCACCUCUCUUCCCUCAGAGGCAAAGGAACAAACAGCCACCCUUGGAGAGAGGACGUUCAACUGUUGCUAUCCAGGUUGCCACUUCAAAACUGUUCAUGGCAUGAAAGAUCUGGACCGCCACCUUAGAAUCCACACGGGAGAUAAACCUCACAAGUGUGAGUUCUGCGACAAGUGCUUCAGCCGGAAGGACAACCUGACAAUGCACAUGCGGUGCCACACCAGCGUGAAGCCCCACAAGUGUCACCUCUGUGACUAUGCCGCCGUGGACAGCAGCAGCCUGAAGAAGCACCUGCGGAUACAUUCUGACGAGCGGCCGUACAAAUGCCAGCUCUGCCCCUACGCCAGCCGCAACUCCAGCCAGCUCACCGUCCACCUCCGAUCCCACACGGGGGACACCCCCUUCCAGUGCUGGCUCUGUAACGCCAAGUUCAAAAUCAGCUCGGACUUGAAAAGGCACAUGAUCGUGCACUCGGGGGAGAAGCCUUUCAAGUGUGAGUUUUGUGACGUCCGCUGCACCAUGAAGGCGAACCUCAAGUCACACAUCCGCAUCAAGCACACCUUUAAGUGUCUGCACUGUGCCUUCCAGGGCCGGGACCGGGCCGACCUCCUAGAGCACAGCCGGCUGCACCAGGCUGAUCACCCCGAGAAGUGCCCCGAGUGCAGCUACUCCUGCUCCAGCGCAGCCGCCCUGCGCGUGCACAGCAGGGUCCACUGCAAGGACCGCCCCUUCAAGUGUGACUUCUGCAGCUUCGACACCAAGCGGCCCAGCAGCCUGGCCAAGCACAUCGACAAGGUGCACAGGGAUGAGGCCAGAACGGAGAACCGGGCCCCGGUGGGCAGAGAAGGGCCCAGAGAGAGCAGCUCCCAACACGUGGCCAAAAUAGUGACCCAGAGGGCCUUCUGCUGUGAUACCUGCGGUGCCUCCUUUGUCAGGGACGACUCUCUAAGAUGCCAUAAGAAGCAGCACAGUGACCAGAGUGAGAAUAAGAACUCGGAGUUGGUCACUUUUCCAUCGGAGAGCAGUGCCUCAAGCCAGCCUGGCACCCUGGUCUCCGUGGGCCAGCUUGAGGCACCCCUGGAGCCCAGCCAAGGCCUCUAGUUCAGCCAAGGAGAGUUGUCAGCUGUCAGGAAUCCCAAACAAAGGCUGUUGCCCAGCCCUCCAAGGCAGACUGGCUAUCAGUCCCGACGAUGCCUCUUCCUGCCUUUCAGUCUUCUAGAAGCAAUGGCUCAAGUGACCCUGGCGUGAGGACAGAUACCAAGUAACGCGGUAAUGACACUUCUCCACGUUGCCAUCUUCCCUCCAAGAAUGAUCUAAGCCAGUUGUUCAGAGGUGGGAGCCAUGGGGCACUGCUCUGUCCAGUAGGAGUCACCUCUUCAUGAUGGAUUCCAGUCUUAAAUCUGAUCUGGAAUUCCUAAAUCUUAAAAAAAAAAAAAAAAAAAA